Aspergillus nidulans FGSC A4 is the source of this 2220-nucleotide messenger RNA. RefSeq names its product dynamin family protein. The coding region runs from base 1 to 2220 and encodes 739 amino acids. The record is from RefSeq and is a predicted model, not a curated record. The transcript is spliced from 4 exons. Gene Ontology annotation, molecular function: GTPase activity; GTP binding. NCBI's taxonomy places the organism in Eukaryota, Fungi, Ascomycota, Eurotiomycetes, Eurotiales, Aspergillaceae.
AUGGUGCUUGUUCAGCCUACACAGACGUCGUUGGAUGCAACGUCGUCAGAUGCAACGGAAACAAUGAAGGAGUCUACCUCUAACAACGCACACCUAACUGAUCCAAGUCUGCUUGAGAAGUUCGAUAAGCUAUUCGCCUGCAACGUUGGCGAUUACGUUGCUCUGCCGCAGCUCGUGGCCGUAGGUGAUCAGUCCAGCGGCAAAAGUUCUAUUUUGGAGGGAUUGACCGGUCUCCCCUUUCCUCGUGAUAGCACCUUAUGUACGCGGUUCGCUACCCAGAUCAUCUUCCGCCGAGCCUCCGGUCAAGUUGGUCGCAGUAUCCGGGCGUCCAUCAAGCCGGCACCGCAGUCUGACCCUGAGUGCGUUGCCAGACUGAAAGCAUGGUCGAGGUGCGAAUCGGCUUACCUAGAUCCGAAGGCGUUCUCCGAUAUGAUAAACGAGGUACAUACGGUGAUGGGCAUUCGCAGCCUCGAUGACAAGUCGAAGCCAACAUUUUCCCGACACAUCUUUCGUCUGGAGAUCAGCGGCCCAAAUGAGGACCAUCUGGCUGUCAUUGACGUUCCAGGAAUCUUCAAAAGUGUGACACCUGGUGUGACAACCAAGCACGAUAUCGAUAUGGUCCGCGGUAUGGUGCAGGAGCACAUGGGCAACCCACGUUCAAUUAUCCUGGCUGUCGUUCCCGCCAACGUCGACGCUGCAACGCAGGAAGUAAUUGAAAGAGCUCGCGAAGUCGAUCCUGAAGGACAACGCACCCUUGGCGUGCUCACAAAGCCUGAUCUGGUCGAUCGCGGAGCUGAGCACAAUGUGUUGGACUUGAUUACGGGCAAGACCAUGCCUCUCAGACACGGCUGGGUUCUAGUCCGCAGUCUUGGGAAGAGCGAGCUCGCUACUGGAGACAAGACUCGCGCGGACAUAGAGGCAGAGCUCAGAUCGAGACCGGGAUGGGGCCUUGUGCCCGCAGAUCGAUUUGGUAUUGAAUCGCUCAGGCAGCGGCUACAGGAAACUGUCACAGAGAAUGCCCGACGGGAAUUCCCCAGGAUACGUGUGGAUAUCAAUAAAAAGUUGAAAGAGACUCAGGCCUCUCUGCUGGCACUUGGCCAGGAAAGAUUGAACCGAAGCCAGCAAAUUGACUUCCUCCUGGAUCUCGUAGCAAAAUACCAGGAAGUCAUGUCCAAUGCCUUGCGCGGUAACUACGGUGCAAACAGUAUCUUUGACAAGGUCAAACGUUUCCGCCUCGCCACGACUGUCAUCGAGCGCAAUGAGCAGUUUAGGUCCGACAUGAUGAAUCUCGGCCAUGUCUACAAUUUCCGCACCGGGACCGAGAGCAGUCAAUCUCUGUUGUCGAGAGCAAGGGUCCGGACCGACGAGGGAAAUGAGGAGAACAUGGUCAGCACCCGCAAGAUCGACAGUACAGUCGAACUGAAUGACGUUCUUUAUGGCCCUGAGCUUAUUAGCCCUCCUGUGGAAGACGACAUCUAUUCAUGGCUUGAGGCCGAGUAUCUUGGUUCUCGUGGGUUUGAGCUUGGUACACUCAACAGCUCCCUUCUACCGACUGUCAUGAAAAGGCAGUCAAAAAAGUGGGGGAGCAUCGCGCUGGGUUAUAUCAGCGAUAUCAUUGCCCUUGUCAACGCCUGCAUCGUCAGCGUGCUGACUGAUCUCUGCCAAGAUGGACGGAUGUCUCGUGGCCUGCUGGCCAUCAUGAUGGAUGAUCUGCAGAAGAAGUACACGAAUGCGAUUGCCCAUACUCAAUUUCUGCUGGAGAAUGAACGAAAUGAUACUCUGAUAUCGCUACACCCAUCGUUUGUGGAGACUUUGCAAACCUGUCCGGACUCAAAGAUGCAAAAGUGCAUAGCAGACAAGACCUUUAGUGCCGGCAAUGCUGCCCUGGGCAAAGUGGUCCGGGUCGAGGAUAUCAAAGCGGCGCUCCCGGGGAUAGGCAAUCGGGAGUACAUGGUCCAGCAGAUUCACGAUAUCUUGCACUCAUAUUACAACGUCGCCAUGAGCCGCUUCAUUGACAACGUCUGCAUGCAGUCUGCAAACUACUUUUUGCUGAGUGGCCCGAGCAGUCCGCUGAAACUUUUGUCACCUACGUUUGUGUAUCGCCUAUCCGAGCAAGAGCUGGCAGGCAUCGUGGGGGAUGAUCCAGUUAUCAAAAGGCAGCGGUUACAACUCAUGAAGGAGAUUGAGGAACUCGAGGUAGCCAAGAAGAUUCUUCUCUGA